Molecule: messenger RNA, 1146 nt
Organism: Vigna unguiculata (cowpea)
Lineage: Eukaryota; Viridiplantae; Streptophyta; Magnoliopsida; Fabales; Fabaceae
Source: RefSeq, a predicted model, not a curated record
AUGCCUGAUGGAACCAAAGUCCAAGCAACUCAUUCGGGUUCUGUGAAAAUUUUUGGAAAUUUGUGUAUUGGAAAUGUCCUCUUUGUUCCCAGUUUCUCAUAUAAUUUGGUGUCUAUUUCUAGACUUGUUUCCCAUUCCAACUGCAUUGGUGAAAUCCAUGCCAGAAAGGGCCUUCUUGCUCAAGUCUAUACCAGUGCUAUUAACCAUGACAUUUGGCACAUGCGUCUUGGCCACCCGUCACAUAAAAGGAUAGUUAUUCUUAACAGAAAAUUUCCCUUCAUUUCUCUUCCUAUAAACUCUGAUUCUAAUGAUGAGAACACAAGUGACUCUACUAGAUUAAAUAAUGGACCUGAUAUUGAUUUUGGACAAACUUUUGAUUCCAUAUUAGAACAAAAUCAUCCUAGAAGGUCUACUAGACAUAAAAUUGCUCCUGCCUAUUUGCAAGAUUUCCAAACUUCUUUUGCUACUAGAACUAGAAUGAAAUCUAGAUAUCCUAUUGAAGCUCACAUUUCUCUUGCAAGGUUAUCUCCUUCUUUCAAACAGGGGAUUUUCUUUGACUCCACCAGCAACCUACAAUUAAAGGCCUUUUGUGAUUCAGAUUGGGCUAGAUGCCCCAACACCAGAAGAUCUGUUACUGGUUAUAUCAUUUAUAUUGGUAAGUCUCCCAUUUGUUGGAAAUCUAAAAAGCAACAAACUGUUUCAAGAAGUUCCUUUGAGGCUGAAUACCGUGCCAUUGCCUCCACAACGCGUGAAAUCCAAAGGCUCCACCACCUUAUGUAUGAUCUUAAAAUUAAUCACCAGCAACCUUCCCUCCUGUACUGUGAUAGUCUCUCAGCCAUACAGAUCACAUCAAAUCAGGUCUUUCACGAAAGAACCAAGCAUAUAGAGAUAGAUUGCCAUUUAAUUAGAGAAAAGGUCAAACAAGGUCUCAUCAAGCUUCUUCACAUAAGCACCCAUCACCAACAAGCUGAUAUUCUAACCAAGGCUCUUAUAUCCAAGCUGGGCCUGCUUGAUAUCUAUGCCCAGCUUGAGGGGGGCUGUCAGAAUAAUGAUCAGGGUCACAUUGCUCGUCCUGAAGAUCACACAACCAAUGAUCAAUCCGUUAAAACCGUGUUUACAUAUUAUGUUAUUACGUGCAUCACUUAG